Lotus japonicus is the source of this 879-nucleotide messenger RNA. Its product is annotated as alpha carbonic anhydrase 7-like. Lineage: Eukaryota; Viridiplantae; Streptophyta; Magnoliopsida; Fabales; Fabaceae. Bases 1 to 879 code for a protein of 292 amino acids. The record is from RefSeq and is a predicted model, not a curated record. The transcript is spliced from 8 exons. Gene Ontology annotation, molecular function: zinc ion binding; carbonate dehydratase activity.
AUGAACCACCAAAGCAGGCUCAUAGUGUUCCUUCCAAAUUUGCUAAUAAUGUUGAUCAUUCUACUCCAUCCAAAAAUAUGGACUGUGGCACAGGAAGUUGGUAAUGAGAGGGAGUUUAAUUACAUAAAAGGGAGUGAAAAGGGUCCCUCAAAUUUGGGCAAACUGAAGAAGGAAUGGGAAACAUGUAAAACUGGAAGAAUGCAAUCUCCUACUGAUUUGUCAAGUCACAGGGUGAGAGUGGUACCAAAGUUGGGGGAGUUAAAGAAGUUCUAUAAGCCUCAGAAUGCAACUGUGAAGAACAGAGGCCAUGACAUUGAGAUGAAGUGGGAGGCAGAAGUGGGAUCAAUAACACUUUGUGUUCACGAUAAUAGUCCAGACCACCGCUCCCCAUAUAGCCCACCAAGCUCGACUCUGCUUCAAGUUCUAGCUACCAUGAAUGAAUUGCAGAAAAUGCAGUUGAGGUAUGAACUGGAGCUGCACAUGGUUCAUGAAGGCCCAAAAGUAAACGGGAAGAGCAAGAUUGCUGUUGUUGGACUUCUGUAUAAGAUUGGUCGACCCGAUCCAAUUCUCAACAAGUUGUCAAAAUACAUAAAAUCCAUGGGGAAUGAUGAUGAAGCAGAAAGGAGCAUUGGGGUGAUGGAUCCCUCAAAAAUCAAGCUGGGUGGCAAGAAAUAUUACAGUUAUAUUGGCUCCCUCACUGUCCCUCCUUGCACUAAAGGUGUCAUUUGGACCAUUAAUAAGAGGAUAAGAAGUGUGACAAAGGCGCAAAUCAAGUUGCUAAGAGAGGCUGUCCAUGAUCAUGCAAAGAGGAAUGCCAGACCUGUACAAUCCCUGAAUAGACGAGGGAUACAACUCUAUGGUCCAAAACGGAAGGAAUAA